UGGUAGUUUCUUAUAUUUGGUACAUUCCAGAUGCGCAUGCAUUGUCCGCCAUCUUGGGAAACAACGAAAAUGUCUCGAUACUCUCGGCCACCAAAUUCAUCGCUUUAUGUACGAAAUGUCCCAGAUCAGACGAGGCCAGAAGAGUUACGAUCAAUGUUUGGGAAAUAUGGUCCACUAUCAGAUGUCUAUGUUCCAUUAGAUUACUACACAAGAAGACCAAGAGGGUUUGCAUACAUUCAAUUUGAAGACCCACGAGAUGCAGAUGAUGCCCUGUAUCACCUGGACAGAACAAGGUACUUCGGGCGAGAAUUGGAGAUCGAGUUUGCCAGAGGAGACAGGAAAACCCCAAAUCAGCUCCUAAUGGUAGAAGAACAAAAUCUAUUCUACCCAUAA
Messenger RNA from Mercenaria mercenaria, 393 nucleotides. RefSeq names its product serine/arginine-rich splicing factor 10-like. The transcript has 4 exons. Bases 31 to 393 code for a protein of 120 amino acids. Gene Ontology annotation, cellular component: nuclear speck; cytoplasm. The record is from RefSeq and is a predicted model, not a curated record. NCBI's taxonomy places the organism in Eukaryota, Metazoa, Mollusca, Bivalvia, Venerida, Veneridae. Gene Ontology annotation, biological process: mRNA splicing, via spliceosome. Gene Ontology annotation, molecular function: RNA binding.